Molecule: messenger RNA, 459 nt
Organism: Laccaria bicolor S238N-H82
Lineage: Eukaryota; Fungi; Basidiomycota; Agaricomycetes; Agaricales; Hydnangiaceae
Exons: 2
Coding region: 1-459 (152 amino acids)
Cellular component (GO): plasma membrane
Molecular function (GO): monoatomic cation transmembrane transporter activity
Source: RefSeq, a predicted model, not a curated record
AUGGCGACCAUCAGCCUCUCAUUUACAGGAAAACUGUUGGACCAGGUCUCACGCUGGCGAGCAAUGCACGAAGUCGACCAACUCAUAGUGAUCACACCUGUUGUUUCAAAACUAAAAGGAAAUCUCAAGAUGGACCUAUCCGCCCGCCUUGGCAUAGGCGAAAUCGACGACCCGUCCGUCCGUCGUUCGAUGAUCAUCGGCAAUCUCUCGCUAUUGCAGGUCCAAUCUAUGUCUGUGUCCUUCAUUGCAUCAUGCACAGGCUCUCAGUAUUGGGAGACUCGUACCGCAAAACACUCCCAUGCCCAUCAAGGGCUUUCUUGCGAUAAAAAACUCAACGGCGACGGUUCGAGAUAUCUACGACUAUACCACCAUGAAUUUCACACAUAUCAUUACUCUACCUUCCCAGAAGCAAUACGGAAACCUAGAUUUACGAGAUCAUUUCAUUUCUCUCGUCUUUGA